Messenger RNA from Cynocephalus volans (Philippine flying lemur), 987 nucleotides. It is a transcript of the gene AIPL1, whose product is annotated as aryl hydrocarbon receptor interacting protein like 1. Gene Ontology annotation, molecular function: protein binding; peptidyl-prolyl cis-trans isomerase activity. The transcript has 6 exons. NCBI's taxonomy places the organism in Eukaryota, Metazoa, Chordata, Mammalia, Dermoptera, Cynocephalidae. The record is from RefSeq and is a predicted model, not a curated record. Bases 1 to 987 code for a protein of 328 amino acids.
AUGGACGCAGCUCUGCUCCUGAACGUGGAAGGGGUCAAGAAAACCAUCCUGCAUGGGGGCACAGGAGAGCUCCCGAACUUCAUCACUGGCUCCCGAGUGAUCUUUCACUUCCGCACCAUGAAAUGCGACGAGGAGCGGACGGUCAUUGACGACAGCAAGCAGGUGGGCCAGCCCAUGCACAUCAUCAUUGGCAACAUGUUCAAGCUCGAGGUCUGGGAAAUCCUGCUGACAUCCAUGCGGGUUGGUGAGGUGGCAGAGUUCUGGUGCGACACCAUCCACACGGGGGUUUACCCCAUCCUGUCCCGGAGCCUGCGGCAGAUGGCGGAGGGCAAGGACCCUACGGAGUGGCACGUGCACACGUGCGGGUUGGCCAACAUGUUUGCCUACCACACGCUGGGCUAUGAUGACCUGGACGAGCUGCAGAAGGAGCCACAGCCUCUGAUCUUUGUGAUUGAGCUGCUGAAGGUUGAGGCACCCAGUGAGUACGAGAGGGAGACCUGGAACCUGAGCAAUGCCGAGAAGAUGAAGGCUGUGCCCAUCCUCCAUGGAGAAGGGAACCGCCUCUUCAAGCUGGGUCGCUAUGAGGACGCCUCUUCCAAGUACCAGGAAGCCAUCGUCUGCCUGAGGAACCUGCAGACCAAGGAGAAGGCAUGGGACGUGCAAUGGCUGAAGCUGGAAAAGAUGAUCAACACCCUGACCCUCAACUACUGCCAGUGCCUGCUGAAAAGGGAGGAGUACUAUGAGGUGCUGGAGCACACCACGGACAUCCUCCGGCACCACCCAGGCAUGGUGAAGGCAUACUAUGUGCGCGCCCGGGCGCACGCGGAGGUGUGGAACGAGGCCGAGGCCAAGGCGGACCUGGAGAAAGUGCUGGAACUGGAGCCGUCCAUGCAGAAGGCGGUACGCAGGGAGCUGCGGCUGCUGGAGAACCGCAUGGCGGAGAAGCAGGAGGAGGAGAGGCUGCGCUGCAGGAACAUGCUGAGCUAG